AUGGAUCAGCUUUGCAGUCUACCUGGUAUUUACAACCGAAUGGAAGCGGAGAAAUUCCAACUUCCAUCUCUUGCCGGGGAGAAUUCCGAUUCCAAUAUUCGCAUACCGCUCAACUCGUGGCUGCCAUUUACAGGCAGUCAAAAAUCAAGCACGGGAAGUCGCACGGCAGUUCGUGUACGGCUAGUGGCCCGCGUGCGCGAUGCAUGCCCUCGACAGGUUGACGAACUUCGUGAUCUCAUACUGCUUGCAUGCGAGCGAUGUCAGUCCGCUGUACGCAUCACUUGUCUACUAGAUCCGAACGAGUAG
This is a messenger RNA of Echinostoma caproni, 306 nucleotides long. The record is from the annotation of a GenBank genome assembly. NCBI's taxonomy places the organism in Eukaryota, Metazoa, Platyhelminthes, Trematoda, Plagiorchiida, Echinostomatidae.